AUGUCGGAGGAGAAUGUUAUGCGCAUCGGCAGGCGCUGCUAUGUCAGCAACCUCGCGUGGAAGACGAGCUGGCAGGAUCUGAAGGACGCCUUCUCGGGCUGCGGCAACGUCGUAUACUCCGCCGUGGCCAAGCGCGGCACCAGGUCCAAGGGGUGGGGCAUCAUCGAGUUCGAGCUCCCCGAGGAGGCGGCGAAGGCCGUGGCCGAGCUGAACGGCACGGAGCUGGACGGGCGCCCGAUCGUCGUGCGCGAGGACCGCGAGGACCGCGACCUCGUGGCCUACAACCAGGCCAACGGCAUCGAGUCGCCGCAGCGCCCGCGCCGGCGCCACGGGGCGCGCGACGGGCUCGAGGGCGCGGACGGGCUGCAGCCGACGCCGCGCCCGCCGCGCGCGGCCCGCCCGCCGCAGGAGCCGCGCGCGCCGGCGGUCCCCGGCGAGGGGGAGUGCACGGGCAAGUCGGUCAUGGUGAAGCACAUCCCCUGGGCGUUCGACGACGACGCGCUGGCGGAGCACUUCGCGGAGCUCAACCCGGUGUCCGCGACCGUGAAGCGCGGCAAGGACGACCGGAGCCGCGGGUACGGCACCGUCCUGUUCGCGGACACGGACGCCGCCGCCAGCGCCAUUGAGAAGUUCGACGGCGCCGAGCUGGACGGCCGCAAGCUGGCGGUCGCGUACGACAGGUUCGCGUAG
Pedinophyceae sp. YPF-701 is the source of this 690-nucleotide messenger RNA. The record is from the annotation of a GenBank genome assembly. NCBI's taxonomy places the organism in Eukaryota, Viridiplantae, Chlorophyta, Pedinophyceae.